Cuscuta europaea is the source of this 1962-nucleotide messenger RNA. Lineage: Eukaryota; Viridiplantae; Streptophyta; Magnoliopsida; Solanales; Convolvulaceae. The record is from the annotation of a GenBank genome assembly.
AUCUUAUUGGAAUUGAUAAAAAUGUAUAAUUUAAAAAACAAAAAAGAAAAGCAUAAUUGUUGAAAAAGAUGAAGUUUGAGUAUUUUUUGAUAAAAAUGAAAGAAUAAGAUAGAUUUGUGAAUUUGAUGAUAGUUUCGGAUAAAUAAGCUAAUGAUCUAUUAAUAAAUGGUCCUUUUUAAGAGCCGGGACAACUUAUCCUUGAAUGAAAUGCGUAAGACAUGAUAUCUAUCAUUCAUUUCAUGAGAAGAAACUUACGUGCAACUAACAUAUAAUAGGCGUGCUUGCAUUAUAUACAUGUACAUUGUUGCACGCAACCAGCCUGUAUACAAUACCAUUUACAAGUCCCAAAUACUUCGAAAGUUCAAAUCGAUCGAUCUCCAUAUAUAUAUAUAUAUAUAUAUAUAUAUAUAUAUUUAUGAUAAAUCCAAACUAAUAAAAAGGUAACAGUAUGCAUAGAUAUGAGAGCAAUAUCAUAUAAUCCAUAAAAAAUAAGAUGAGGAUGAGUUUGGUGAGAGAGAAACUAGAGUGGUCAUGGAGUGGAGUGGGCUUUUCGUGGUUUGGAUUAGGAGUAGUUUUGGCAAUUAUCGUCAGUUGCACGGCCACCCAAACACCGAAAAAUGGUUCGACUACCCCUGAUGCCGCAAGCAUUUGUGCCAAUGCCAUUUUAAUCUACGGUUACCAAUGUCAGGAAUACUUGAUAAACACUGGUGACGGGUACAUAUUGAGUGUGCAAAGAAUACCCAUGGGUCGCUCAGGUGGAGAAGGACCUCGCCCUCCGGUGUUGUUGCAACAUGGACUUCUUUUAGAUGGGAGGUCAUGGUUCUAUAACAAGCCAGAAGAAAAUCUCCCAAUGAUUCUGGCAGAUAAAGGUUAUGAUGUGUGGAUCUCAAACACUAGGGGAACCGAAUAUAGCAGAAGACAUCUCUACCUUGAUCCCAAACAAAAGGGAUAUUGGUACUGGACAUGGGACCAUUUGGCGGAAUACGAAGUCCCAGCUGUUAUAAACUUUGUUUACAAAACAACGGGCCAGAAAGUCCAUUACAUAGGACAUGCACUGGGCAGUUUGCUUUGCUUGGCAUCAUUUGCCGAGGGAAACAUGGGAAUAGAUAGAGUGAAGUCUGCAGCGUUUUUGAGCCCCACUGUUUACACCAACCACAUCACCUCUCCAAUCAUUAGUGUUGCUGUGAAAUUGGGUCUUGCCGAGAUGGGUGCACGUAUUGGGCUUUAUGAAUUCGACGCGGAUAGUCAACCGGUGUCUCGCAUUGUGAAAUUAUUGUGUUCUCAGCCAACGAUUGUGUGCGGUGAGUUGCCAACUCCAUUGACAGGUAAAAACUGUUGCAUCAAUAAGAUGGCUAAGCAGCUAUUCGCAAAGAAUGGAAUGGAACCCACGUCAAUUAGAAACUUGAAGCAUUUAUCUCAGAAUGUUCGACAUGGUACUUUAGAAAAGUAUGACUAUGGGACUACAGAAGCGAAUAUGGAACACUACGGUGCAAAAAACCCGCCCCUAUAUGACUUGAGCCACAUUCCUAGGAACCUAUCGGUGUUCAUAAGUUAUGGAGGCGCCGACAAGAUGGCUGAUGCCGAUGACGUGAAAAUUCUGGUGGAAGAGUUGAAGCCAGCCUUGGACGGAGAUAAGUUGCGGGUUCAGUACAUUCCUAACUAUGCUCACUACGAUUUCGUUAUGGGACUCACUGCCAAUCGUGAUUUGUAUGGCAACCUCACUGCCUUCAUCGACCAGAACAAAUAGCUAGAUCCAUUACGCUAGCUAUUUAAAUAAUUAAAUGUAUGACAGGAUUAUAUAUUGUUGAUUAGAUGUAUUAAUCCAUCAUUAUAACAUGUCGUAUCCUUGGCUACUUUUGUAAUAUGCAUUGCAAUGUUGUAUUAUAGCUACAAACGAACAAGGCAGAUCCUACCUCACCAGUUAUUUAUUAAAUACAUAUUCUUUCUCAAUAACAUGCCAAA